AUGGUUUAUAGAAUGAAUUCAAACGAUCAACCAGGAGCAGAAGCUGUGGUCUCCAACGAUUCAUUCAACCCUGGAGUCAAACAAUCAUGCGAUUCGGUCGCUGUCUCGGCGCAAGAUAGUACCAAAAACGAGGCAUGCGAGUUUAACCCAGAUGGCACUCCAGUACAGACUGUACCAGAGGAUACCAAGAAACGUGCCAAGAGAGACGAAGAUACCCCAAGACCUUAUCUAGUCACCACAGUGGACGGCAUAACUCAAGCUCAGUACGAGGAAUUUGCCAAGAAGCCACCACUUGGUGACAAGCAGGGUGACAUAAUCGCCUUCGACGAAGUCGAGUGGGUCUCGUGCCAAUACCUGAACCUCACCGACGCCGAAGCCGCUAUCGUUCGUCAAGACCCUAUCAUAGCAUGGGCCGAGCCGAUGUCUGAAGAGGAUGGCGAGGCGCUCGUCAUCCCUAAUCACGGUGGUACGAAUUCACUAUAUACCAGGGCCACCUUGCCUCAAUCACUCAGCCAGAGAGAUGAUAGUGCGGCUCAUCUCAGAUUGCUUUCUGCAAGGAACCAGAAGAACGAUCCGGCACAGCUUCCGAACUAUGUCUUUGAGCCUUCUCUUGGGCAAGGCCAAACAAUCUACGUCCUUGAUACUGGUUAUCGUAAGAGUCAUCAGGAAUUCGAUGCCUCUGAGCGCGAGGUUCGGGACUUUGUCGUGCCCAAUCGACACACACUCGCUCUCGGCUCACUCAGCGAUGAGCAAAAAGGACCAGAAGAUAUGGCCGAUAUCAAUGGUCACGGUACUAUGGUCGCAAGUAUUGCGGCUGGAUACGUCAGUGGUGUGGCUUCCAAGGCCAACCUUGUUGUCGUGAAGAUGAGGAACUCGGCUAAGAACCCUCAGAACCCAGAAAGUGACAAGCUCAUACCACGUGGGGUUACGGACUCGGCACUAGAAUUUGCUCUGAGCUGGACCUUCAAAGACAUCGAACAACAAAGACGCCAGAAUACUGACCCUAAUGCGAAGUAUAUAAUCAACCUAUCUUAUGGCUGGAUUAAAGAGAGUGCCCAAGGUAAAAUCAACACCAUGGAGCGUGCACUUAGGAAAUGCAAGGACAAAGACAUCACGCUUGUUGUCGCCGCAGGCAACGACGGAGCAAUUCGCACUCUAGACACCCUCACUCCGCAAGCGUUUGGCACCGAUGAUAGAUUCAGCAUGAUCACCGUCGGCGGUGUAGACCAAGCUGGUAAAUACUACAGGGACACAAUUCAAGGCAACGGCCAAGGUGGUCAAGUGGACAUAUACGCGGAUGCAGUCAAUGUCGUCGCUGCAAAGCAUGAUGGAGAAGAUGACUCCACCACACCAGCGACCGGGACAUCCGCUGCGGCCCCAGCCAUAGCCGGACUCGCUGCAUACUUCUUCAGUAUCCCUGAACUACGCAGCAACUGGCACGACGGCAGUGUACCAGCAGACAUGAAGGCGUUCAUAUUGAAGAAUGCCGAAAUCAGGAACGACGACCCGUUCAACGGCGAUGAGUACGAGAACUCGCCAAAGCCUGAAAAAGAUAGUCUCAAGGUGCCAUACAACCUGGCGCUUAACCAACUUUGUGAUCUUCCGGAUACAAACGCGAAGCGCUCUCUCUUCACUAAGAGGGCACCAACUCCCGAGCAGUCUGUUCCAGGCCGCCCGAUCGUCGAGAAUGGCGCGGUCACUAACGAGGAUCUGAAGAAUGAAAUCUGCAACGUUCACAACCGCCCGGCCGAGUCAGAACCAGAACAACCAGAACAGCCAGACUCUCCACCCCCACCUCCACCGAACACAGCAUCAUGCAAAGUCCUCGAACAGGGUUUGGGUGGUGGUAAAUGGGAGGUCACUGGAUCUGGCUGGGGUGACGAAGCCUCACUCAAGGAGAAAUUUGGUGAUGACUCGUUCAGCUUCACUAGAGGUGACACGUUCACUGCGACAUUUUUGAGUGGCAUGAGUGUGGGAGAUAUCGAGAAUGCUGUGAGAGAGAUGUCGGGUCUUGGUGACGUGACAUGCUCAACCUAA
Molecule: messenger RNA, 2037 nt
Organism: Alternaria postmessia
Lineage: Eukaryota; Fungi; Ascomycota; Dothideomycetes; Pleosporales; Pleosporaceae
Exons: 6
Coding region: 1-2037 (678 amino acids)
Biological process (GO): proteolysis
Molecular function (GO): serine-type endopeptidase activity
Source: RefSeq, a predicted model, not a curated record